GGACGUCGAAGACCAAGGCAAGGCAAAGAUUCUUGCAGUCUGCCCUCGAGAAUGUUAAUUUCUUUGGUUGUGAUUUUGUGUGAAUGAUUGCAGAUAUUGACGGCCAAUGGAUACAUGUGCCCAUGUUCUUGGUUUGAUUGUGGCCUCGAACCAUUCCAUCCUGAAUCCCAGUAAAUGGUUGUGCUCUGAGUGUGGCACUACAGAGUGGGUCUGGGCAUGUCUCAGUUGCGAAAAUGUGGCCUGUGGUCGUAUGAACCAACAGCAUGCCCUACAACACUUUGAAACUUCUAAGCAUCCAAUUGCGAUUGAAGUAAAUGCCAAGUAUGUUUACUGCUAUGUUUGUGAUGAGUACGUUGUGGGGGACAACGCGGCAGGUGAUCUGGAGGCUCUGCGGUCUGCACUCACGGCCAUCGGUACCUUGUCUUUGGAGGAGUUGCAGCAGAGAGGAGGAAAACUGCUACGCUCUUACUCACAGACACAGGAGAUCUCUUGGAGCCAAUCAGAUGACAAUGAUCGCCUUGUCACAGCUGACUGCCAUUACAAAAAAAUUCUUCUGGCAAAGGCCUUUGCCUCUUGGCAGCAGUUCAUUGAUGCAAAGAAGAAAGAAAAGGCCACGCCCAGUACCUCGGUCAGUCCUCACCCUCCCAUGCUGACAAGAGCCGGGUCCACUCUGUUCCAUGUGAAGAAGCGAACUCUGAUCCCUGGAGUCACAGGCAUGCGGAACUUAGGCAACACCUGCUACAUCAACUCUAUCAUACAGGCUCUCGGACACCUGGAGGACUUCCGGGAGUUUUUCUGCCAGUUGGUGUUUGGUCUGUUUUCCCCGACGGGCACACCACUGCCUGGCACCUCCCCGUCCUCCCCCUCUCUAGGGCAAAAUGUCCCCAAACAGCUACUCAGGUUCAACACCGUCGACUACUUCCAGCAUCUGAGCUUGCUCCAGCCCAGACGAGCUACUCACAGCAAUAAAAGUACCAGCAGCAAUCAGGUGAAGGCAACGAAGAGCUCCAGUCCAAAGAAAUCUGGUGGUUUGAAUGGUGGAGGGAGCAACGACUACUCAGGUCUGAAGAUCGACAUCUGCUCAGAGGAUGCCGAGGAAAAGAUCAUCAAAGCAAAAGCAGAUGCUUUGAAGACUUUAUCCUUAUGUCAAGAACUUCACGGCCUACUGCGUGUCCUGUGGUCUGGCAAGUGGGCACAGGUCAGCCCCCAUGGCUUUCUACACGCUGUUUGGCGAGCCAUUCCAAUGUUCAAAGGUCAUUCUCAGCAUGAUGCUCAAGAGUUUUUAUGUGAGUUACUGGACAAGCUGUCUCGGGAGAUUGAAAAGUUGCCCCAGUGUGCUGGUUCAGAGAACAUUGUGGACCAGAAUUUCCGCGGAGAGCUGGUUAGCCAGGUGACGUGCUCCACAUGCAACAACACGUCAUCUCGCCACGAGCCUUUCCUGGAUCUGUCUCUGGAAUUUCCUCGUAGCUUCCAGUACACGGCUGGUCAGACGCGUCGGCACAUGUGCCACAUCACUGAGAUGCUGUCUACCUUCACCACCACUGAGGACCUAGAGCCGUCAAGCUAUGCGUGUGAAAAGUGCAACAGAAAGAGGAAGCGGAGGUCUCGUCAGCAGGAAGAAAUCAAGACAAACGCCCGAAAGCAGCUGCUGAUCAGUCAACCCCCAGAGAUUCUGCGACUUCACUUGAAGAGGUUCAGGUGGUGUGGCAGAAACCACAGAGAGAAGAUUGGCACCCAUGUUGCCUUUGAUGAAGAGCUGGACAUCACUCCGUUCUGCCAGUCCUGCCCGGAACUGUCUCAUUAUCGGCUGAAUGCAGUUGUGGUGCACCAUGGCGCUGGCUUUCGGGCGGGUCACUACACGACUUUUACCUACAAUGUUCAGGCUGAGUCGUGGGUGCACUGCAAUGAUUCACGUGUCCAGCUGGUUCCUUUGGAAGAUGUACUCAAGUCUCAGGCCUACAUCUUGUUCUACACGCGUCGUCUGCCGUGCCUCACUCUGGAUGACAUGCCUGUAUUGACGGCGGUGGAGAACAGCCCAGACUCUGGGUCCACACUAUCCACCAUUCCUGAUCUGGACAUUGGAACAAUGGAAACACUGAAGCAGCUGAGUCGAGGAGAGACGGAACAGAGCAUUGAUGAGGAGGUGUCCAUCAGUUUCCACCGUGACCCCACACUUAUACGACGACUUUCCUCUGGGAAGAUGGAACCCACCUUGAAAAGAGCAGCAACACUUCCAAACUCCAAGGAAGAACCAUCAAAGAAAAGCCCCAGAAAAGGAGGCAGUACCUUAUAGCAUUUGGUAUAAUUUUAGUAUGUUAGUGUUUUUGUUGUUGUUUGUUUGGUUUGUUGAUGUUUUUUUUGUAUAGGGGGGGGAGGGGAUCUAGAGGCAGCAGGAGCUACAACCAUGACUUCUGAUUGACAUCGAUUAUUCAAAAUUUUAUUUUGAAUUGGUAGAAUGUCCAUAUCCCGAAGUCAUGAUGUAGGAACAUUUGCAAUUUAGUUUCCUGACAUUUCACUGCAAUUUUUGUUCAUUUCAUCCCGUUUUAUAGCAUUGUGAUAGAAGUUUUUGUUGUUAUUACUUUCAAGUUUUUUUUGGGUUUUUUUUUUUAGAUUGACUCUUGUUGGAUAUUGUAAGAGUGAGAAUUUUUCUUUCUUUCUUAUUUUACCAACAGUAAUCCCAGUGAGAUCAAGUCAUUAUACCCUAACUCGCCCGAGAUCGCCCGCGAAUUCCCUUACACGCUCCACCCUAACUCGCCCGAGAUCGCCCGCGAAUUCCCUUACACGCUCCACCCUAACUCGCCCGGAACCACCUGCGCCGACCUGGCAUCUUUAGAAACAAAGUCUCGCCUUGACGAAACUCUGGGGCCGAGAUUUUGAUUUGCACAGUUAUUGCAAAAUGUUUCUUCUUCCGUUUGAUAUCGAAACGAAAUUGUUCGGGCCAGUUGUUUUAGUAUUAGAGCCGAUCGAAGUGCGAUCGUGUUACUGACACUUCGAAGGUGUCUCGACUUGUUGAAAAACGACACAAUUCAGUUUGAAAAAGGAAAUAACGAUCGCUUUGAGCAAAAA
Molecule: messenger RNA, 3066 nt
Organism: Aplysia californica (California sea hare)
Lineage: Eukaryota; Metazoa; Mollusca; Gastropoda; Aplysiida; Aplysiidae
Product: ubiquitin carboxyl-terminal hydrolase 44-B
Exons: 18
Coding region: 107-2293 (728 amino acids)
Biological process (GO): protein deubiquitination
Cellular component (GO): cytoplasm
Molecular function (GO): cysteine-type deubiquitinase activity; zinc ion binding
Source: RefSeq, a predicted model, not a curated record